This is a messenger RNA of Aspergillus oryzae RIB40, 1635 nucleotides long. Its product is annotated as cytochrome P450. Gene Ontology annotation, molecular function: monooxygenase activity; oxidoreductase activity, acting on paired donors, with incorporation or reduction of molecular oxygen; iron ion binding. The transcript is spliced from 4 exons. The record is from RefSeq and is a predicted model, not a curated record. The coding region runs from base 1 to 1635 and encodes 544 amino acids. Lineage: Eukaryota; Fungi; Ascomycota; Eurotiomycetes; Eurotiales; Aspergillaceae.
AUGGAUUCACCAAGACUCUGGACAGGUCUCGCUGGGCUGAUCACCUACCUCAUCGUGAUUAGCGUUUAUCGGCUCUUCUCUCAUCCAUUGAGAAACAUACCGGGUCCUAAGUUAGCAGCGGUCACCCACCUCUAUGAGUGGUACUAUGAUUUAUUUUUGGGAGGGAAGUACCUCUUCGAGAUCGAGAGAAUGCACGAGAGAUACGGACCCAUUGUGCGGAUCAACCCUCCAGAGAUCCACAUCAAUGACCCGAAGUAUUACGACGAAAUCUACGCAUCGGGCACCCACAGGCGGAAUAAGGAUGCAGAGUUUGUUUCAUUCACGGGCCUGCUCCUCUCCAGCGCCUCGACAACAGACCAUGACCUCCACCGCUAUCGUCGUGGCCUCAUGAACAACUUCUUCUCUAAGAAGUCUGUCCGUGGAAUAUCCUACUUUGUCGAAGAGAAGGUCCACAAUCUUAUGCAGCGCUUUGAAGCCUUUUACCGGUGUAAUAAAGUAGUCCGACUCGAUGAUGCCUUUGCAGCUAUGACCUCUGAUGUCAUCACUCAUUACUGCUAUGGAAAAAGUUGGGACUAUCUGGAUUACGCGAAUCUGCGCACAGACGUCCGCAAGGCCGUUCGUGAUCUAACUUGUAGUGUCCAUUUCAAUCGCAUUUUCCCGAUUUUCCUUGCCGUGCUUAAAAAGCUACCGCUUCGGUGGUUGUAUGCGAUUCAUCCUGGAAGAUCGGUUGUGCUGGAUAUCCAGAAGACAAUCUAUGAGCAGUCAGCUGAAGCUAUCCAUGGGGAUAAAUAUAAAAUCGGCCACAAUGAUGCCGUUGACAAACAUAAAACCAUCUACGACCAGCUGACGGAUCCCAGCAUUCCGGCUGAAGAACGGUCGCUUCAGCGUCUGCAGGAUGAAGGUCUUCUGCUUAUCAGUGUUGGUACAGAGACAACGGCUAGAGCGUUGACAACGGCCUGCUUCCAUAUCGCAUCAGAUGAUCAACUGCGCACUCGACUGCGAGAGGAGCUGAGGACCGUCCUGCCGACGCCUACCAGUUCUGUUACCUGGUCCGAGUUGGAAAAGUUGCCUUAUUUAGUAAAUCCUCUCUGGCAUUGGAAUUUCUCCAACAUUACUAACACUACUCCACAGACUGGCACAGUUAACGAAUCCCUCCGUCUCGGCGGCUUCCUCACAACCCGAUCCCCUCGCAUAGCACCAGACGAACCCCUAACCUACAAAGAAUACACCAUCCCGCCAAGCGUAAGCAAGCCCCUUACCCCCAAACAACACACCACUAACAGAAUCCCCCAGACCCCAGUCAGCUCGUCCAGUUACUUCGGCCACAAAAACCCAAAUAUCUUCCCGGAGCCGGAAAAGUUCUCCCCAGAACGAUGGAUCUCCGCCGGCCGAAACAACGACCACCUUUUCAAAUACAUUACGUCCUUCUCCCGCGGCAGUCGGAUAUGUGCAGGCAUGAACCUCGCAUUUCUCGAGCUCUAUAUGACUCUGGCGUACUUUGUACGUCGGUUUGAUGUUGAGUUGGUCGAUACGACUGUGGAGGAUAUGAAGAUAGUAAGGGAUAUGAGGGUUGGGUUUACGCAUCGGGGUGAGCCGACUGUUUAUGGGAGGAUUGUGAGGGUUUAUGAGGAUUGA